AUGCUUUCUACCUGUAUUACAGUUGCCGGAUCAGACUGCAGCGGCGGUGCUGGUAUUCAAGCAGAUUUGAAGGUGUUUACAGCUCAUUCUGUUUAUGGUAUGAGUGCUAUUACCGCCAUAACCUCACAAAACACCAUUGGUGUUAAUGGUGUACAUUUAAUACCAGCGCCCUUUGUCGAAAAACAGAUAGAUGCUUGUAUGCUGGACGUUAAGUGCGACGUUAUGAAAACUGGAAUGCUAUUUAAUCCGGCAAUAUUAAAGGUUGCUAUUGACAUGAUUGAUCGCUACAAGCUCAAGGCCAUUGUCGUGGAUCCAUUGAUUGCUACACGGAAGGGCGUUUUGCUCGUUUUACCAGGUUACUUGGAACUAUUUAUAAAAGAGCUGAUUCCAAGAGCUACCAUUCUAACUCCAAACAUCGCAGAGGCUAGUAUAUUAUUAAAGCAAAUGACUAAUGAAACAGUCGAAAUUCACCAUGUCGACGAUGUAAAGACAUUGGGAGCCAAGUUGGUUGCUUCUGGUUGUAAAAGUGUCAUCAUUCGCUGUGAUGGUAUUUCUUUUGAUAACGAAUUUUUUGUUUGCAAAGAUUCUUCAAUGCCGUCCUCGUGGUAUGUAUACGUUUUAUGUACUAGCGAGGUGCAGUUGAUUGUACCUCAAAAAUGGCUGUCGACAAAAAUUGCAAAGGGGACAAGCUGUGCUUUAUCUUCCGCCAUUGCUGCUAACCUUGCUAAUGAGGUGGAUAUACCAAACGCCGUUAAACGUUCCGUUGCUUAUACUCAACACGCUCUUGAGUUUAGUUUCCAUCUGGGGCGUGGAGCAAAUUCUUUGGACUAUUCUUCUAGCUACGGCUAUUUACCAUUUGAGGAAGGAGAAAUCGUACGGUAUUUAAGAAACCAUCCACACCUAUCAAAAGCGUGGAGUUUUCUUUAUGAGCAUUGCUUCUUGCAAAAGUUAAAGGACGCAACUUUGUCCAUAGACGAGUUUAAAAAAUACCUAGCUCUCAAAUAUCACAUGCUAAUGAAUAAUGCUCAAGCUGCAGGCAUGACAGCAUUCUCUUCUUCUAAUAUAGCUGUUAUAGAACGCAGUGCCAAGAUGAUUCAGAUCAUCAAGGAAGAAAAUGUAAUUCAUCUGGAAAUUUGCAAGCAGUAUGGUCUAGCACCCGAGCAAUUUGUGAAUCGAAAACCUGCUUUUGUCAAUGCACACGCUGCGUUUAUUAAUGAUGUUGGACAACGUGAAGGUGUUCUUGGUAUCCAGGUGGCUAUGCUUCCUUUUCCUUUAAUUGUUCAAGAUGUAUUCUCAAAAAUGGAUACUUUACAGUCAGGCACUUUUAAGCCUUUUGUUGCUCAUUGCAGGGAUUUCGGAACUUUAGAGCAUGGGAAUAGUCUUUUGGAUAACUUGGAAGCUGAAGCUUCUACCUUAAAACCUGAAAAGAUUCAAAAGAUAUUAAAAAUAUUGGAACAAAGUCUUUCGUUUGAGAAAGCGGCUCUUGACAUUACUUUGGAUAAUGAAACUACUAUAUUUUAA
Schizosaccharomyces osmophilus is the source of this 1521-nucleotide messenger RNA. RefSeq names its product phosphomethylpyrimidine kinase. Gene Ontology annotation, cellular component: cytosol. The transcript has a single exon. The record is from RefSeq and is a predicted model, not a curated record. Bases 1 to 1521 code for a protein of 506 amino acids. Gene Ontology annotation, biological process: thiamine biosynthetic process. NCBI's taxonomy places the organism in Eukaryota, Fungi, Ascomycota, Schizosaccharomycetes, Schizosaccharomycetales, Schizosaccharomycetaceae. Gene Ontology annotation, molecular function: hydroxymethylpyrimidine kinase activity; phosphomethylpyrimidine kinase activity.